This is a messenger RNA of Micromonas commoda, 588 nucleotides long. RefSeq lists its product with no specific name. The transcript has a single exon. The coding region runs from base 1 to 588 and encodes 195 amino acids. Lineage: Eukaryota; Viridiplantae; Chlorophyta; Mamiellophyceae; Mamiellales; Mamiellaceae. The record is from RefSeq and is a predicted model, not a curated record.
AUGGGCUGCGGCGCAUCCUCCCCCGCGGGCGGCCUCUCCGAAGCCGCCGUCGCCGUCGCGGGGCCCUCCGUCGCCAUCACCGUCAAGUCCGUCCCUGACGGCGAAAACCGCGGGACGCGAUACGUCGUGCGUCACGUCCAGUCCGAUUGCAUCGCGCACUAUCAAAUCGGGAAGUGGGAGGCGGACGCGGACCUCGCCGUCCUCGCGCAGCUGACCGAUCCGGACGAGCCCGGGAAGACCUUGGGAGCCAAGGACGUCCCGUCCUUGGCCGAGAUCGCGUACGAGACCAAGAUCACGCUCAAGAGGCCGCCCAUGGGCGCGUCAAAGUUCGAGCUCAAGUCCGGCGACGCGAACGAGAGGGGCCGGGGCGAAUGCGGGUACGAGCUCGUGUCCCCGAAGCUGGACGUGGGGAGGGAGCACGCGGGGUACCACGCGCUGAUGUGGGUGAGGCGCGACGGGAAGAAAACCAGCAGGCUCGUGGCGGUGAAGCGGCUCGACGAAUCGGUGAAGAGGCUCGGCGCCGGCGACUAUCCCGAUCCGGAGGACCCGAUCUCCCGGGGGAACUUUCUCGGCGUCGCGGGCGGGUGA